UCUCCGUGUAAACUCUUCAAAAAGGAGGUUUUCGCCAAAUAUGGCCAGCAAUGGAAGAAGAAAUGCAAGAGAUAAUUCUAGGGCUGGUUUUGAAAAGCGUGAAAAGAGGCGCCAGAUAAGGGCACUCCAAGAGGCCAUAGACAAUCAUUCAACAGAGUCAGUACAGAAAAUAUUGGAGAAUGAGUUUGAUGUGGAUUUCCAGUACCGAAGUCAGACGGCUCUGCAACUCUCUGUCAAGGAAGGAUGCUAUGACAUCUGUAAGAUCUUGAUUGACAAGGGAGCUAAUGUGAACAUGGCUGAUGCUGAACAGAACAACUUGUUAAAUAUGGCAGCUUGGAGAGGUUAUUUAGAAAUAGUGGAGCUACUGAUUGAAAAUGGUGCUGACAUUGAUGAUCAGAACAUAAAUGGGUACAGUGCAAUACAUACAUGUGCUUCACGUGGACAGACUGACGUUCUUCAGCUUUUGAUAUCGUCCAAUGCAGAUUUAGAUUCACUAAACAGAAACAGUGAGACUGCUUUACAUGUUGCUGUGAAAGAAAGGAAUACAGAAAUUGUCCAGUUACUGUUGUUAGGGGGAUGCAAAAUGGAUAAAAUUGAUGAGAACAGGAAGACACCACUCAUGUAUGCAGCUCAGUAUGGUUUUGAUGAUGUUGUGCAAAUUUUGAUCAACGGAGGUGCCAGUGUGAAUUUGCAGGAUAAGUUAGGGCGCACAGCUUUGUUUGAGGCAGUGCACAAUGGUCACCUGAAUGUUGUACAAACGCUGGCCAAGAUGGGGGCAGAUGUCAACCUUCCUGUCACUAAAGGAGCUUCUCCACUGUUAGAGAGUAUUAAUCAAGACCACACAGAUAUUGCAGUUUUCCUGAUUGAUGCCAAAUGUAACGUGAAUCAAACUGACAGACUUCAUCAGGCACCCAUACACUCAGCUGUUGCUAAAGUGUCCCAGUUCUUCCAAGAGGAGUCUGAGCAAGCUGUAUUCUUGGUGAGGAAACUUGUUGAGUCUGGCUGUGACCUGAAUGUACCCAACCAGGAAGGAGAACGACCAUUGUAUCAGUGUGCAUGUGGAGGAAGUGUUGAAAUGGUGAAGUAUUUGUUAAGUAAAAGAGUUGACUUGAAUGUGAAGACUAAAACAGGUGACACAAUUCUACAUGGUGGUGUCCAUAGCAACAAACCAGAGAUUGUAGAUGCUCUCAUUCAGGCUGGUUGUGCUUUGAAUGAGAAGAAUAACAUAGGGGAGCAUGCUUUACUUACAGCAGUAAUAUAUCGUGCUGAUUUACAGAUAGUGGAUGCAUUGAUUAAAGCGGGAAGCAGUCUGGACAUGAGAGAUAAAGCGUCUGGCAACACAUCUCUACAUAGUGCUUUACUUCACUAUAACAGUGAGGCUGCAGAGCUUCUUAUUGAUGCAGGCUCAGAUGUAAAUGCUUUGAAUGGAAAGAGACAAACACCAUUGUAUAUGGCCUGUGAGAAAAAUGAGGACAAGGUUGUACGAAAAAUUCUGGAAAAUAAACGGUUCUCUCCGAGACUGUUCAGUAUUUCGCAGAUACCACAGCCGUUGUUUGCAGCAGUUAAAAACAACCAUGUACAUCUUGUGGACUUACUGAUAAAGGCGGGAUGUGAUAUUAAUAUGAUAAACAUAGAAGGCCUGUCUCCAGUUCUGAUGUCUAUAAAAGAAAACUGUUCGUUUGUCACUAAGCUGUUGCUUAUGUAUAACUGUGACCUUGAAGCUCAUGCCAAGGUCAAACGUCUUUUCAAAUGUUGCUUAGAGCAAGAAGAUCAACAUCCACACUUUGGCCUUGAACCUUUGUUUCUGUCUUUGACUCACCGUAGUGUGGAAAUGAUAAAACUAUUGGUUAAAUGCUACUGGAAACAACCAGUGACAACUCUGAAAACUUUGUAUCAGGUGUUUUCCACAACACCUGAACUGUCUACGCAUUAUUCUCCUGAACUGAAAGCAGAAAUUUUAGAACUGUUUCAGGUUUCAAUGACAACUCCACGAGGUCUACAAGAAAGUUGCAGAGCUGUCAUACGGCAAAAGUUAGGUCCUUGUCCACAGUUGAAGUUAGACAAACUGCCAGUAGCAAAAACGUUGCAUGGUUAUCUGUUGAUGGAUGAAUGUUUUAAGGACUUGUUUGAUAAAAUCAGAGAAAGAGAAAUUAGUCAUCCAAAAGACUUUCAUGACUUUCAUUCAGUAGGAUAUAUUCCAGAUGACCUUGACUUUGGUGAAGGGUCAGAAGAAGAAGACACCUAAGAGAAUUUUCAGUGUAAACAAGCACUUGGGCGUUGCUGCAAUAGUAUAAUCUUUGAUCUAUAGGGUUUACUGUGAAAUUAUGAAUAUUUGUGGGGGACUUACUUUCAUGACUUUAAUGGUUUUUCAAGCCAUGGAAUUAAAUCCCAGCUGACAAUUGAAAUUUACCGUCAUUUUAUCUUUUAUAAGUUGAAAUACACAAAUUUAUGACCUGAUGAAAUAGCUGUUUUUGGCCAAAAAAAACCCCACAUAUUUAAUGCCCUGAAAUUACUGGAUUCCACAGUAAUUUUGUCUCUCCAUAUCUUUGUUUGUCUGUUUACUGCUGAUGCAAGAGGCAGCAUUUGUAUACAAAUUAUUAGCAUAUCUUUUCCUUUGAAAUGGAAUUUUGAAAGUUGUAAAUGGAAAUCAAAUUUGAAUUUUGAAUAGAAGGAGCUCAUGUAAUGACAUUGUAUUUAACUUGUAGACAUUAUUCAGGCAUUUUGUAGAUAAUAUAGACACAUAUUUACUCAGAGAUGUUUACACUUUUUUUCUGUAGUUACUGUAAUGUGGUUAUUUUGGUAAUUUUGAUGUAUAUCUAACAAGUUUUAGCUUAUUCUGAAAUAUUAUUUUGAAAUCUAUUUUUUUUCUUCUGAAAUCUGGCUUAUAUUGAUGAUUUUUUUCAGGAGACUAGAUUGUUCCCAGAGUCUUGUUUAUUUUAGGAUGUGGUUCAUUCAGAAAUGUAAUUUAUUCUGAAAUCUACGCAAUUCUGGAAUCUAGUUUAUUCUUAUAUCCGAUUUAUUUUGAAAUUAAGAUACUUCUGGAAUUUAGUUUGUUCUGAAAUGUAACUUAUUGUGAAAUCUAGUUAAUUCUGGAAUCUUCCAGUAAAUUCUUCUGAAAUCUGGCAAUAUUUAGCAGUAAAUAUCUUCAAAUUUUUAAACGUUUAAACUAAUUUAUAGCGUUUUUAAGUGAUUGAAGUAAAAAGUCAUAUUUAAACCACUGAAAGAAUGUUGACAACAGGGAAAUAGAGUUAACUUGCGUGUCAUUUAUUUUGUUUUGAAUUGAUUGUUUAAAUAUGUUUGAUCCUGAUAGACUGAAAUUCAUUUCUGGCAUUUUUUUCUCUCUUUUUUUCUUAUCACAAUCUUAAUGAGAUUGUAAAUAUUCCUAUGCUUUACGAUUGGUUUUGUUUCAUUAAAAGUAAAAUGUUGGUUGCAGUUUAUCACAUGCUAAUAGUUUAAGACAUUUCAUUUGUUAUGAUAUUGAAAAUAGAUGUAUAAAAACAUUCGGGGCCAUACAUGCCAAGAUUUUGGAUCUUUCAUUCCAAGUCUGAAUUAAGUCAUGCUUCAGAGAUACCGGAGCACAAAGGUAUCCAAUAACGCCUCUUUUUUAGCUUGACUAUUCGAAGAAUAGGGGAGCUAUCCUACUCGCCCCGGCGUCAGUGUGAGCGUCACACAAAUGUUAAAGUUUGCGUACCACUCCAAAUAUUUUCGAAGUCCAUGGAGAUAUUGCUUUCAUAUUUUGUAUACUUGUUACCAUCAUGACCCCAGUCUGUAAAAAGGAGGAGGCAACUCUAUCAAGCAUUUUGACUGAAUUAUGGCCCCUUUCCAACUUAGAAUAAAUGUUAAAGUUUGCAUACCACCCCAGAUAUUUUCAAAGUCCAUUGAGAUAUUGCUUUCAUAUUUUGCAUACUUGUUUACCAUCAUGACCCCAGUCUGUAAAAUGGAGGAGGCAUCUCUGUCUAGCAUUUUAACUGAAUUAUGGCCCCUUUUCGACUUAGAAUAAAUGUUAAAGUUUUGUACCACCCCAAAUAUUUUCAAGGUCCAUUGAGAUAUUGCUUUUAUAUUUUGCAUACUUGUCUAUCAGCAUAACCCCAGUCUGUUAAAAGGAGGAGGCAACUCUAUCAAAUAUUUUGACUGACUUACGGCCCCUUUUCCACUUAGAAUAAAUGUUUAAGUUUGCGUACCACCCCAGAUAUUUUCAAAGUCCAUUUAGGUAUUGCUUUCAUAUUUUGCAUACUUGUUUACCAUCAUGACCCCAGUCUGUUAAAAGGAGGAGGCAAUUCUACCUAGCAUUUGGACUGAAUUAUGACUCCUUUUCGACUUAGAAUAAAUGUUUAAGUUUGUGUACCACCCCAAAUAUUUUCAAAGUCCAUUGAGAUAUCGCUUUCAUAUUAAUUUAAAUUUUGCGUACUUGUUUACCAUCAUGACCCCAGUCUGUAAAAAGGAGGAGGCAACUCUAUCAAGCAUUUUGAUUGAAUUAUGGCCCUUUUUCAACUUAGAAUAUGCUUAUUGUAGUGUUUCACAGUAAUCCUAUAGCAAGUUUAAAAAGAAAAUUCCAGUUUGUCAAAAACAUACUCCACCAGAGGCCAUUUUCUCUUCUUCCUAUAUGUAAAAGAGGUUCCUGUGUAUAUUUAUAAUAUGUACAUGGCCAAGUGGUUAAAGGUGCUGACUUCAGAUCGCUUGCCCCUCACUGAUGUGGGUUUGAGCCUCUCAGGGUAUUGGAUUCUUCAUGGGAGGAAGCCAUCCAGCUGGUUCACGGAAAGUCAGUGGUUCUACCCAUGUGCCUGCCUGUGAUGAAACAAUGCACAGAGGGCCACCUGGAGUCUUCCUCCACUAUCAAAGCUGGAAAGUUGCCAUAUGACUGUUUUUUGUCAGUGCAAUGUUAAACCCAAGCAAACAAAACAAACAUAUAAUUAUGUACAUAGUUUCAUGAAAAAUCUUGUCAGAAACCACAGGCCCAGUUUCAGAAUAGUUUAAAGAUGUUUUCCAUAUAUGAACUUUUGCCAAAAUUGUCCAAGUCUGCUCUGAAACUUGGGUGAAUGAUUUAGAGCCGUCAUGGCCCUCUUGUUGUUUUAUCUUCUUGCUGGAUUAAUUAUUCCAAUAGAUUGUAUGUCCACAAAUUAAAAAGAUUGUUUUCUUGACAAAGUGUAGAUUGUUUAAAAAAGUAUUAUUUUGAUAAAAAUUGUAACAUUGUAACACCUCCUGCCUGUCUUAAGAUCAAAUGUCUGUUUCUUCAACUUUUAUCUGGUCUGUUUUUGUUCUAUUUAUAAAAAAUGUGUUGACUUUGUUCUGUAUAUAUUUUUAGCAAACAACUUUUGAGCAAAUAUAAUGGAAUCACUUUGUCCUACCUGUCUGCUCUGUCUGCCCUUGCUUCCAGAACCAGUUAAGACAAAAACAUUGAUUUAACUAAAGAGAAUUGGUUAUAACUCAACAAAAAUGUAGAUGGCAAAAAGAGGAAGUGAAGAGUACAAAAUUCAAUCUACAUAUCUUGAAUAUUGACCAAACCUACCAGUUUGAUUUACCCAAUUAUACACAAUCUUUAAGACAAUUAUUUUGAUUCACAAUCAGGCAAUUUAAUGUUUUGAUAAAAUGAUAGGUGGUAAAGGGAUGAAGUGAAGAGGUAUAGUUUAAGAGUUAAACUAUGUAUGAAAUAAAAAUAUUAAUUAGUCACCUACCAGUGUUUCACCUGAGUGAACUUAUUGUUUGUGCCCUGUUGUCUGUCUUGUCAGUCUGUCACACUAAGUGGCAUCUUAUGCUACCUUACAAAGUGCAAGAUAUUUUGUCAUGAAAUUUGUAAUGUGGUUAGAUGCAACAUGGGGAAUAAGCACAUGCUUUUAUUUUGUUGUUCUGGCAAUUAUUGGGGUUGGAAUUGAUAGAUGUAGCUUUAAAGAAUAUGGUAAAUGUUAUAAAUUACCAGUGCAACCUUUUCAAACAAGACUCAGUGUGGGUAUGAAUUACUUCUAGUGAUAGAUCAUGUUGUAAUUGUUGUGCACAGUCUCAGUAAUCAUAUGAAAUAUUACGCAAUUUUAAAAAAAAGACCUGUUAAAACAAUUAUUCUGUUUAAUUCUGCAGAGGCUGACAGCAUGUUCUUUAUACUCAUUUGAUCUCAGAAUUUUGUUAUCAUGCACCUUGUACAUUCUCUUUCCAAAGACAUUUCUCCAUCGGUAAAAAUCUACUGCAUAUUUUUUUUAAUUUUGUCAGAUUAUAUGUUUACUUUAGUAUUAUCCUAUAAUAUGUUUAGUGCAGUUGUACUGUAUAUGUUUAGUUUUGUUUGAUAUUGUCAAGUAAUUUAACCAUGUCAAGUUUGAACUUCUGAAAUGGCAUUCUUCAAAUCAUAUUUUUAUGUCACUGGAGCACAAACUUCGCAAGGUAAGCUAUCAUGAUUGCCCUGUGUCCAUCCUAGUGUGUUGUAUGUCAUCAAUAGUUUUACUGCUAAUAUUCUGGAGGUCGUAAUUUUGGGCCAGUUUUAGUGAAACUUAUAAUGAGUUCAAAACUGAAUCAUGCAGGAUAAAAACUAGGUCAGUACGUAAAAUAAGCAUUAAAAAAUAUGUUAACACUCCAGUAGCUGCAUUUUCUACCUGGUCUUUGUAUUUUGUCAGAAUGUUUGUCUCUAUGAAAUCUCGGUCAAGGUUGAAACUUUGUUAUCUAAAGCUGGGUCACUAGGUAAAACCAUAGAGAAACCUUGUUAGCACACUAGAUGCCACAUUUUCUGCUUGAUUUUGAUCAGAAUGCUUUUGUAUGAAAUCUACGUUAGAUUUUAGUCUUUUUUACCUUGGGUACGAACUAGGUUAGAUGAGUGAUACAGGGCCUUCAUGACUGUCUUGUUUAUGUAACAUAUCAUAUUAUUUCAUUACACAUCAGCCAUAUUAGAUAAAAAAGAGCGUACAUGUAAUAAGUAACCUUCAUAGAAAACCUGAUUAUAAUUAUCGGUGAUGCCUUGGUUUUUGUAAAAGUAAGGGUGAACAAGGCAUGCAGAAGUAAGGAAAAAUUGUAACCUGACUUGUGAGAAUUCCUACUAUUUUGAAAAUAAUCAGUUGUGUCUCCUACCACACAGUGGUGUUGGAGACGUAUUGAUUUACUCCUUUCUGUGUGUAUCUGUCUUUCUGUCAGAAAUCUUGUCAUUGCUCUAAGUCGAAGAUUUCUCACCCGAAUUUCACCAAACUUGAACAAAAUGUGUUUGCCAAUAAGUCUUCGGCCAGGUUCAAUAUCUAGCCAAAUUGGCCCAGUCACUUCGAAUUGUGGCCAUUAAAUUACCAAAAAAUACUGAUGCCAGUGAUACAGGUCUUGGUGGAUGUCUGUCACAAAUCUUGUCCGCUCUUUAAGUAGAACAGUUUUCAUCUGAUCUUCACCCAAUUUGAACAAAAUGUGUUUGCUAAUAAGUCCUCGGCCAAGUUUGAUAACUAUGCAAAUCGGCCUAGGCACUUCGGAAUUAUGGCCCUUGAAUUACAGAAAAAUCUGAUGCCAGUGAUACAGGUCUUGGUAAUACAUAAUGGAGAAGAAAUGCCAAUCUAGAUGAUUAGACAGUUGUGGAAGACAUGUGCUUUUCUCAAAAGCAGCUCUAGUUUUUCAUAGAAAUCACAGUCUCACAUCACUUUAAGUUACAUUGAAUAAGCCGAUUUCUUUUUCACACAGAAAUGUGUGUUCAUGUUUUAUUAUCUCAGAAUUCACGUGUUGUGCAAUUACCAUGUGUUCAACUUUGCAGUUAAUCUUUUUGUUUAUUAGUUCAUUUUAGCAACCUUACAAGAAUUGAAACUAUGCAAUCCUAUUUAAUAGGAAUGUUAUAUAAAUUAGUGAUACAAAAUAAAACAAAGUCUUUAUGUUGAAA
This is a messenger RNA of Mercenaria mercenaria, 7822 nucleotides long. RefSeq names its product ankyrin repeat domain-containing protein 50-like. Bases 41 to 2245 code for a protein of 734 amino acids. The record is from RefSeq and is a predicted model, not a curated record. NCBI's taxonomy places the organism in Eukaryota, Metazoa, Mollusca, Bivalvia, Venerida, Veneridae. The transcript is spliced from 12 exons. Gene Ontology annotation, molecular function: protein binding.